CGUUUGUUGAUCUACCUGAUCUGCCUAAUUGUUUCCGAAUGUCUGAUCCCAAACCCAUUCUGUACUACGACGAUCGCAGCCCGCCGGUACGCAGUUGUUUGAUUCUCAUUAGGCUGUUGGCCAUUGACGUCGAGCUCCGUUUCGUGGAUCUCUUCAUGGGAGCUCAAUUCGAGAAAGCGUUCUUAUCCGUGAAUCCCCAGCACUCUGUUCCUGUACUGGUCCACGACGAACUUGUGCUGACCGACAGCCAUGCCAUACUCAUCCAUCUGGCUGAAAAGUUUGAUGUCGCUGGCACACUCUGGCCCAAGGAGCACGAUGCCCGCAUUCAGGUGCUAAAUCGGAUGCUUUUCGAAUGUUCAUUCCUAUUCCGCCGUGAUAGUGAUUUCAUGUCGGAAAUUGUUCGCAGGGGAUUUGCCAAUGUGGAUGUGGCCCAUCACGAACGGAAGCUGACCGAGGCCUACGGCAUCAUGGAGCAGUAUCUGGAAAGGCACGACUAUAUGGCUGGCGACCAGCUGACACUCGCUGAUAUAUCCAUUGUGACCACAUUGAGCACGGUGAAUCUCAUGUUUCGCCUGUCGCAUUGGCCACGGCUGGAGCGCUGGUUUGCCGCAAUGCAGCAACUGGACGCCUAUGCGGCGAACUGCACGGGAUUGGAAAAGCUGCGUCAGACCAUCCAGCGGAUCGGCGACUUCCAGUUCCCCGCCUCCGUCUCCCACACAGCUGUGGACUAGAAAUUAAUGACCAUUAAACCUCGUGUUUAAACUGCCCCAAGGCAGGGUGUAA
This is a messenger RNA of Drosophila persimilis, 783 nucleotides long. It is a transcript of the gene GstE14, whose product is annotated as glutathione S-transferase E14. Gene Ontology annotation, molecular function: glutathione transferase activity. Gene Ontology annotation, biological process: glutathione metabolic process. The transcript has 4 exons. The coding region runs from base 39 to 731 and encodes 230 amino acids. NCBI's taxonomy places the organism in Eukaryota, Metazoa, Arthropoda, Insecta, Diptera, Drosophilidae. The record is from RefSeq and is a predicted model, not a curated record.